GCAAAAUUGAAGAACCCUUGCGUUCAUAGUAACAAUGGCGCUUUCCUCUGCGUUUCGAGAACGACUGGAGCAAAUGGAAAGCACCAGAAAUCAACGUCUCUCUCUUCUCCAGGCAGAGAAAGAAUUGCAAACGAGCAAGUCUCAGAUAUUAGCAUCGAAGAUGGUAAAUAUUCGGUCCAUUGAACAAAGGUGUUUGGUUCUUGUCCACAAAAUUGCAUUUCAGAACUUCAAAAUCUUGGUUCUUAAAUCGGAAAUCGAGAGCCUCGAUGCUAAAUACGAUGCUGAUUCACAAGAAUUCAGGGUUUUGAAGAGUGAAGUGGAGGAGAUGGAGGAGAAGGAGAAGGAGAAGGAGAGGUUUUAUCAAGUAAAAGGUCUUGAUAUGAAGGCUUUUAGCGAAAAUGUGGAUAAGUUUGUUAAGGAAUCUCGUAUUCAAGUGAAUGAGUUACGGAAUCGUGUGAAUGAGCUUAACUCAAUAUUCAUAAAACUUCAAGGGAACAAUGGGUUCUUGAGCAAUUCUGAGAUAGAUGAAGCAGAGAUGAGAAAAUCGCAACUUUUUGCUGUAAAGGAGAAUUUGGACACAAGUUUGGCUUCGAACUACCAAUUGAGAUCACAGUUGCAGAAGGAGCUUGAUAAUGUUUUGAUCAUAAGAAAUCAAGAGAGCAGGAAAGUGUCCCAGUUUCACUGAAAACAAAGGUUUAAUCGAGUGUUUAAUCAGAGGGUGUCACGGCCAUGAAUUAAUUUUCUGAAACAUGUAAGUGAUGCUGCCAGAUCCUUUCUUAAGUUGUUACAAAUAGUUUUAUGUGAGAUGUGUUCGUUACUUUUAAUAGUAAGCAUUUCUCUUGAUGAUUCUCGUUCAUAGGGAUGAGGAAACUAAUUUUGAGUAUUCGCGCAUGUAUUUCAAUUUAUGCUGAACAGGCUAGUAAUCCCCCCCCCCCCCUGAAAUUUUGCAUAUUAACUGCUAUGUUGAAGUUUAUACAAUCGGCUACUAUAUGUUUGCUUACAAUGCAUUGUGGAAUACGGAAGUUUGUAUAAUCUGCUAUAGUUUGUCGUACUUGCAUUGUGUUGUGGUCGUCCUUCUGGGCAUUGGACAGAAUAAAAAGUUGAGGAGAACCUUACAUCUUAAGUGAUUUGAAUGAUUGAAGAAUUUUAAUCUUCCUUCCA
Messenger RNA from Populus nigra (black poplar), 1161 nucleotides. RefSeq lists its product as uncharacterized. The transcript has 4 exons. The record is from RefSeq and is a predicted model, not a curated record. Lineage: Eukaryota; Viridiplantae; Streptophyta; Magnoliopsida; Malpighiales; Salicaceae. The coding region runs from base 35 to 685 and encodes 216 amino acids.